Molecule: messenger RNA, 1508 nt
Organism: Pseudo-nitzschia multistriata
Lineage: Eukaryota; Bacillariophyta; Bacillariophyceae; Bacillariales; Bacillariaceae
Source: the annotation of a GenBank genome assembly
CAGGUUCAACGCACUGGAGGCAAAAGAUACCCGACGCCAAUAGUGGUGCGUACAGGCCCGGGAAUAAUUGCUACGGAACAUCGAUAGAGAAACAUAAAAAAGAAAAGUUCUUGAACCAUCGAGACUGUUAAACUCCCAACAAAAUCAGGUCAAAUACAUCAUACUUUUACGCCAUACCCGUUCGAUAUGUCCUCAUCACAUGUAUUAUCCCCCCCCACUGCUCUAAGGAGCAGAAGGAGAGGGCGACCGUGCACGAAAUCACACUUGCCGGUGGACGAGAUACCUCAGUCUCCUUGUGAACUUUCACCCUUUCGCAACCGAACGAAUAUUUGUGACGAAGAAAACAAAGAAAACGAAGACACAGUCAUUGGUAGCAGCAGUAGCACCUGCAGCUUAACUCUGAAGAUCAGACGUACAGCUGUUCCYUCAAAUGAUCUUCCGAACAUCGUAUCGGCCUUCCAAAUGCCUUCUUCGAUCAUCAACAAGAAGAAUCUCCACGAGUCUUUCGAUACACAAGAAACUGUAUCGGUAUCGGAGUCCGAAGACGAGAUCAGCAGCCAUUCGAGCUCGUUCGACGAUGGAGAAAGCAGCAGCGAGGACUCGGCUUACUCGUGUCAUUCGAAACGAAGCAUUCGGUUUGCGGACGAAGUGGGACUCCCCAUCCAAAACGUUCGGCACUACGAAUGCGAUCGGAGGCGCCAAGAACACUCAGAGCUCCUAGUUCUUUGCUUGUUUCCCGAGCGGAAGAAGUUUGAGUUUCUCCACGUGGGAUAUUACCACUGCGAAGAGAAGAAAGGCGUCACGGUACAGGCGCUCUUGAGUGAGUUGCCGGGCAUGUGCACCGAUUCCAUAUUUUCCUCCUCCGAAUUUGUCACCCUCUAUCGAAGCAACCCGGUCGACAACGCCUUUGUCAAUAUUUGUGCUUCUCCGCAAUCCACGAGUGAGAACGAGACCUCUACUGAGGAGUUUUCUUCCCAGACACUGACGGACUGUGCAUUUCGGGAGAACGAAUUGCUAGUGGCCUCUGUGCGUGGAAGUUCUGAGCGAGCGGUUCUCGAGGGAAUUGGUUCCCUACUGAGUAACGAUACGAUACUAAAAACACUGAAACGAGCCCGUCGCUCGAGAAGAAGCCUCAAGUUCGUUUACAGCGAAGACGAUCGACGCUACCGAACACUACGGUCGUUAAAGACUCGGAAGAGACGUGCGAACAAGGAUGCCAAGAAAUCCGAUGUGCAGCUCCCCAUUGUGGAACCAAAGAACGAAGUCCAUCAUAGAGAGCAAACAGCCGCAACGACACAAAUCGAUUGUACCGAUCUUGUGGACGAAUAUUGCCACGACUAUGACCCUUUUUGCGACGAAUCGGACUUUUACCUACAACUUCUGGUCGCUAUCAUUACCAUUAGUUUGGGGACGGUGGUCUUUUCGGCUAUGGGUAUCUAAUGCUAGGGGCAACACUAGCAAACUGGAUUCUGCUAGAGAUGCAAGCAAUAUAAAAUAAAAAAUAUCUA